GAAAAAAAAAAAAGCUUAUCAUUCACCUUUGUUCUUCCUAAUGCCCCAAGUGAAGGAUCUCCAUAGGAAGGUCUGAAUAAGAAGAACAGCUGCCCACUACUGUGGUCAUAUGAUGGAAGGAGGGAGUGAAUGAGGAGAAACGAGCAGGAUUACAUCCUGUGAGAGAGCCUACCUCAUAUUCUGCAUUAAUUGAAUGCCUGGAAGAGAGAAGAGACAUGAGAGGAAAGCUUUUUUGUGCCAACUGCUUCAAGAGGUAUUGCAAUUAACCCUCUGGCCAACAUAAAAUAAUACCUGGCUUUUGUUGUUCUCCGAUCGCCGGGGCUUGGUCGUGUGCUGCUGAUGCGCUCUUGGGCUGUGGUCAUGUAUAAGCCUCUGGCAUGCAGACCGGAUCGGACCGGCAGUCAGAGAAAAAGCUUGACUCAGUUUCUGCUGCUGCUGCUGCUGCUUCUCUUCGGCUCCCUGAAGGCCGCUCAGGCUGCCAAACCCAAAGGGCCGGGACACACACAUUUGAACUCCAUCCGCAUUGACGGAGAUAUCUCCUUAGGUGGUCUCUUCCCAGUACACGCCAGGGGCCAUGAUGGAAAGCCGUGCGGGGAGCUGAAGAAGGAGAAGGGUAUACACAGACUAGAAGCCAUGCUCUUCGCCCUUGACCGCAUCAAUAAUGACAACAAUCUGCUGCCUAACAUCACACUGGGAGCGCGGAUCCUGGACACCUGUUCCAGGGACACUCACGCCUUGGAGCAGUCGCUCACCUUCGUGCAGGCUCUGAUCGAGAAGGACGGGACGGACGUCAAGUGUCUGGGCGGGGGGGCGCCCAUCAUCACCAAACCCGAGAGGGUGGUUGGGGUCAUCGGAGCCUCCUCCAGCUCCGUUUCCAUCAUGGUGGCCAACAUACUCCGCCUCUUUAAGAUACCCCAGGUGAGCUACGCCUCCACUGCUCCGGAGCUCAGUGACAACACCCGCUACGACUUCUUCUCCCGCGUGGUGCCUCCAGACACGUACCAAGCCCAGGCCAUGGUAGACAUUGUCAAAGCUAUGCGCUGGAACUACGUGUCCACGGUGGCCUCGGAGGGAAACUACGGAGAAAGCGGCGUCGAUGCCUUCAUCCAGAGGUCUCGGGAGGACGGUGGUGUUUGCAUCUCCCAGUCAGUCAAGAUUCCCCGGGAGCCGAAGCCGGGGGAGUUUGACAAGGUCAUCCGGCGGCUCAGAGAAAAUCCAAAUGCUAGAGUUGUCAUACUUUUCGCCAACGAAGACGAUAUCAGGCGGCUACUCCACGCGGCGAAAAAGGCCAACCAGACAGGUCAUUUCAUCUGGGUGGGUUCGGACAGCUGGGGCUCAAAGAUCUCUCCGGUCGUGCAGCAGGAGGAGAUGGCAGAGGGAGCAGUCACCAUCUUGCCCAAGCGGCAGUCCAUCAAAGGGUUUGAUCGUUACUUCAUCAGCCGCACGCUGGAGAACAACAGAAGGAAUAUCUGGUUUGCCGAGUUCUGGGAGAACAACUUCAACUGCAAACUCAGCCGUCACGCGGUGAAGAAAGGGUCCGGGCUCAAAAAGUGCACAAAUCAGGAGCGAAUAGGGAAGGACUCCCAUUACGAGCAGGAGGGGAAGGUGCAGUUCGUUAUCGACGCGGUCUACUCGAUGGCUCACGCCUUGCACAACAUGCACCAGGAGCUCUGCCCCGGCAAGGUGGGCCUCUGCGCCAGGAUGGACCCCAUCAACGGCACUCAUCUGCUCAAGCACAUCCGCCGCCUCAACUUCGCAGGCAUAGCUGGGAACCCGGUGCUUUUCAACGAGAACGGAGAUGCUCCCGGACGCUACGAGAUCUACCAGUACCAGAUCAGAAACCGAACGGCGGAAUACAAGAUCAUCGGACACUGGACUGAUCAGCUCCAUCUAAAUGUCCGCACGAUGCAGUGGCCCGGCGGUGUCCGUCAGAUCCCUUCCUCAAUCUGCAGCCAUCCCUGUCAGGCCGGCGAGCGUAAAAAGAUUGUGAAGGGCAUUCCUUGCUGUUGGCACUGCGAGCGCUGCGAUGGCUAUCACUACCAGGCCGACACUUACACGUGUAAGAUGUGUCGCUUUGAUUUGCGGCCCAAUGAGAAUCACACGGGCUGCGUUCCCAUCCCCAUUGUCAAGCUGGAAUGGAGCUCUCCGUGGGCAGUCAUCCCCGUGCUCAUCGCUGUCGUUGGCAUCAUGGCCACUCUGUUUGUGGUGGUCACCUUCGUCCGCUACAAUGACACUCCAAUUGUGAAGGCAUCGGGGCGAGAGCUCAGCUACGUGUUGCUCACUGGCAUCUUCCUCUGUUACGCCACCACGUUCCUGAUGAUUUCGGCUCCGGAUGUAGGAAUUUGCUCCCUUCGCAGGAUCUUUCUUGGCCUGGGUAUGAGCAUCAGUUAUGCCGCUCUGCUCACCAAAACCAAUCGUAUUUACCGCAUCUUUGAGCAGGGCACUAUGUCUGUGAGCGCUCCCCGGUUCAUUUCUCCAGCCUCGCAGCUCGUUAUCACGUUCACACUGGCCUCAGUGCAGCUUCUAGGCGUGUGCAUCUGGUUUGGCGUGGAUCCCUCCAAGGCCAUCAUUGACUACGAAGACCAGAGGACAUCAAACCCGGUGCUCGCUCGCGGGGUGCUCAAGUGUGACAUCUCUGACCUGUCACUCAUCUGCCUGCUGGGCUACAGCAUGCUGCUCAUGGUCACCUGCACGGUGUACGCCAUCAAAACCAGAGGGGUGCCGGAGACCUUCAACGAGGCCAAGCCCAUUGGUUUCACCAUGUACACCACCUGCAUUAUUUGGCUAGCAUUCAUCCCAAUCUUCUUUGGCACGUCGCAGUCCACAGAAAAGAUGUACAUCCAAACCACCACGCUGACCAUCUCCGUGAGCCUGAGUGCGUCAGUGUCCCUCGGGCUGCUCUACAUGCCAAAGGUCUACGUGGUCCUCUUCCACCCCGAGCAGAACGUGCCCAAGCGCACACGCAGCCUCAAGGCCGUGGUCACCGCCGCCACCAUGUCCAACAAGUUCAACCCCAAGGCCGGACUCAGACCCAACGGAGAGGCCAAGACGGAGCUGUGCGAGAGCCUGGAAACACAAUCUUUCUCGACAAAGCAAACCUACAUCAGCUACAGCAACCAUGCAAUCUAAGGGACAAAGGUUCUUAUCACAAUUUGGGAUUUUCACCCCGGCAGUGAAAGAUGAAGAAGAAAAAGGAGGAAAAAAAAAAAAAACAACAACAACAAAAAUGGAAUUUGGAAUCUCACGCAGCUGGCAAAAAUACAUACAUGAAUAAAAAUGGAUGUGGGAGUGUGCGGGUGGAUUUCACGUGACCAUUGCCCAAAGACGUGACACGACGCGGAGGGAACACGGUGACGGGCGGCGGCGGACAAUACCAGGGACCAGAACAGAUAAAGACCCAUCUACUGUCUGCCUCACAAGAAUACACACAAAAGAAGAAAAAUGAGAAAUCCUUGUACGGCUGCGGCUGAGAGACUGAAGGACGGAGCUUCUCCUUUAGAGUGUUUACAUUCCUGUAAUGCCCUCUUUCAUGGACUUCACCGGCAUCCUGAGCAGAACUGACUGAAUUCAAGGAAAUAUUCAGGUGUUCUUGAUGUUGUCCGCAAGUUUUACAAACGAUAAUUAAUCUCGAAUUGUUGAGGCAUCACAAGGAUUAAGACAACACCAAAAAGGCAUGAAAAUACAGUCCGUGGUGUGGAGUUAAAAAAAAAAUACAAACAAAAAAAAUAAAAACAAGGGAGGGCUUGUAUUUGUUUUUGUUUCUAAAUGUAUUCUGGUCUCAUGAUGACAGGAAAUGUUGAUCAUCUCCGGACCAAAUGCAACAGAAACUUACCAGACACAACCUAUUUUUGUCUCCUCCUCUGGGAUCCCACUGAGUUCACAAUACUGACUUUGUGUGUGAGAUGGUCUUUGCCGAUUUUGAGCAUGCCAGUUUCAACAUCCUGUGUUGUGUUGUUAAAAAAUAAAUGAA
This is a messenger RNA of Salarias fasciatus (jewelled blenny), 3970 nucleotides long. Its product is annotated as metabotropic glutamate receptor 4-like. Gene Ontology annotation, molecular function: G protein-coupled receptor activity. Lineage: Eukaryota; Metazoa; Chordata; Actinopteri; Blenniiformes; Blenniidae. The record is from RefSeq and is a predicted model, not a curated record. The coding region runs from base 340 to 3129 and encodes 929 amino acids. Gene Ontology annotation, biological process: G protein-coupled receptor signaling pathway. Gene Ontology annotation, cellular component: membrane. The transcript has 10 exons.